This is a messenger RNA of Vicia villosa (hairy vetch), 1074 nucleotides long. RefSeq lists its product as uncharacterized. Lineage: Eukaryota; Viridiplantae; Streptophyta; Magnoliopsida; Fabales; Fabaceae. Gene Ontology annotation, biological process: positive regulation of cytoplasmic translation. Bases 1 to 1074 code for a protein of 357 amino acids. Gene Ontology annotation, cellular component: cytoplasm. The record is from RefSeq and is a predicted model, not a curated record. The transcript is spliced from 4 exons. Gene Ontology annotation, molecular function: mRNA binding; zinc ion binding; single-stranded RNA binding.
AUGGCUCAGGCUAUGCAGAACCAACCUAAUGCUGACGAGAAUGCUGGAUCUCGUAGUUUGGCAACUUUCCAGAGGGAGAAUCCGCCAGUGUUCAAGGAAAUCAAGAAAGCGGUUAGUUACCAGAAGAUCCGUAUUUUUGUUGAUUUGGUGGAUAGUUGUCGGAUUUAUGAGGAGGACAACAAUGCUCAUUAUCGUGUUAUUAAUGAGAAGAGGGGCAAGAAUCAACAAAGCCGCGAGAAACCGUAUGAUGCUGGUAAAGGGAAGCAAAGAAUUACUCAUGGUCAUAAGACUAGUGGGGGAGAUGCUCCUGCUAGGAUUAUAUGCUUCAAAUGUGGUCGACCUGGUCAUAAGAGCAAUGCUUGUACUGUUGAUGUGAAGAGGUGUUAUCGUUGUGGUAAGACGGGACACAUGUCAUCUGAUUGUAAGCAUAAGGAUGUUGUUUGCUUUAACUGUGGUGCGGAGGGGCAUUUUGAUAGCCAGUGUCAGAAGCCAAAGAAGACAGCUGUAGGUGGUAAAGUGUUCGCUUUGUCAGGCACUCAGACAUCUAGUGAGGACGGUCUUGUUAGAGAAAUGGUUGUCGAACUCCCCGCUAAGGGAACGGUGACUACUUCUCUAAUGUGUUUGGAUUGUCCUCUGUCAAUCUUUGAUAGGGACUUUGUUGUUGACUUUGUGUGUUUACCGCUUGUUGGUUUGGAUGUGGUUUUGGGUAUGAAUUGGUUGAAACGCAACUACGUUCAUAUCAAUUGUUUUAACAACAAAGUGAGAUUUUCUUCUCUUAAAGAAGAAGGAGUUGGUUUGUUGACUGGUAAGCAAUUGAAGCAACUGAUGCAAGACGAAGCGCAAAUGUUCUCAUUGAUGGCGUCCUUGUCUUUCGAGAAUCAAGUUCGAAUUGAUGAUUUAAAGGUGGUGAGAGAAUUUUAUGAAGUGUUUCCUAAUGACAUUCCUGAUGUACCUCCAGAAAGAGAAGUUGAGUUUACGAUUGAUCUUGUACCUGUUAGUUUCCUUGGUCAUGUUAUUUCUGGCAAUCAGAUGUUCAAGGUGCAAGCAAUCGGGACACAACAAAACAACAUGUAA